Molecule: messenger RNA, 1312 nt
Organism: Macaca mulatta (Rhesus monkey)
Lineage: Eukaryota; Metazoa; Chordata; Mammalia; Primates; Cercopithecidae
Gene: CFDP1
Product: craniofacial development protein 1
Cellular component (GO): Swr1 complex
Source: RefSeq, marked provisional
CGUAAGGAAACCACGUAGUACUCUCUGCGCAUGUGCAAAGCGCUGUCGGGGCCGCCCUAGCUGCCGUCGUCGCUGCCGGGGCUCUAUGGUCUCUCCCUAGAGCUUUGCCGUUGGAGGCAGCUGCUGCGGUCCUGCGAGUUUGACCGGCAUCAAGCGGCAGCAACAUGGAGGAAUUCGACUCCGAAGACUUCUCCACGUCGGAGGAGGACGAGGACUACGUGCCGUCGGGUGGAGAGUAUAGUGAAGAUGAUGUAAAUGAAUUAGUGAAGGAAGAUGAAGUGGAUGGUGAAGAGCAGACACAGAAAACCCAAGGGAAAAAAAGAAAGGCCCAGAGCAUUCCAGCCAGGAAGAGAAAACAAGGUGGCCUCUCAUUAGAAGAAGAGGAAGAGGAGGAUGCCAAUUCAGAAUCUGAGGGAAGCAGUAGUGAGGAAGAAGAUGAAGCUGCAGAGCAGGAAAAAGGCAUUGGAUCAGAGGAUGCAAGGAAAAAGAAGGAAGACGAACUGUGGGCCAGCUUCCUCAAUGAUGUGGGACCAAAAUCAAAAGUGCCCCCAAGUACACAAGUUAAGAAAGGAGAGGAGACUGAAGAGACAAGUUCAAGUAAAUUGUUGGUAAAAGCAGAAGAGUUAGAGAAACCUAAAGAAACAGAAAAAGUUAAAAUCACCAAGGUGUUUGAUUUUGCUGGUGAAGAAGUACGGGUGACUAAGGAAGUGGAUGCUACAUCUAAAGAGGCCAAAUCCUUCUUCAAGCAGAAUGAGAAAGAAAAACCACCAGCUAAUGUCCCUUCAGCUCUGCCGUCACUCCCUGCUGGGUCAGGGUUAAAAAGAUCAAGUGGCAUGAGCAACCUUUUGGGGAAAAUUGGUGCCAAGAAACAGAAAAUGAGCACCCUCGAGAAGUCCAAACUGGACUGGGAGAGCUUCAAGGAGGAAGAGGGGAUUGGUGAAGAACUGGCCAUCCAUAAUCGAGGGAAAGAGGGGUACAUUGAACGGAAAGCCUUCCUCGACCGAGUGGAUCACAGGCAGUUUGAAAUUGAGCGAGAUCUCAGGCUGAGCAAAAUGAAACCUUGAUGUUACGGACAAAAUCAAGAGCAGCUUAAUCCUGUUUACAAUGUGAGCUUUUUGUGCGUCUGUGAAAUGUUUUCCAGUGUUUCUCAUCAUCUGUUUCCCAGCAAGGUCUUUUUUUUUUUCUACAUUGAAGUUCUGUCUAUGUAUCUUAAUCACAAAUGGUUUCAUUCACUUUACUUUUAAAAAUUUGUCCUUAAAUGAAUAAAUAAAAUAAAAGUUGGUCCUGUGAGAGGAUGAUGAAGAUGACGACC